CCCGUCUUUCUCUGGCUCAUUUCUACCCAUUUUCCCGUCAUCGAAGCAAGUCGGCAGUUACUAGGUUGGCCAUAGCAAAACAGCCUGCGAAAAGAUUCAGGUUCGCAACCAACUAGAAAGAUACGUACCGUUUCAAAAGUGCGACGACUUCCAUUGAGACAAGCAAACAAAGGUUUCGCUUGAGAUAGCAAGGCACGUGAGUUCUGCUCCAACUUCAACUUGCAUUAUCCGGCCCCACUGAACCGGUCCGUGUCGGAAGAGAUGGAUCUCGCUCCGGUAGACCCCCACCACCCGCCGGGCGGCGCGUCUAGAAGGCGAAGAUUGCGCUAACUCACGUCACUGACUGCAGGCACUAAAAGGGUAAUUGACAGGGGUUAUUGGCUCAUCAACCACUGGAGUGACACGGCGACCCUCCAUCUUUUCUUCAGUUUCAUUCAAGCGGAACACGCCUUUGAAGCUGCAUCACAACACACAUUCAAAGCAUCUGUCACUUUUUAUGAUUGAGGCUUCAAAUUGGGGGUUUGGUUCAAGUUCUUCUUAUCUCUCAUAACCCGCAUUCCCAUCACUAUCUUUUCCCCUUUUGCACUUUAUUCUCUAUUGUCUCGUUGUCUAGCCAGCGCGCAAGACUAUCGGCACGCACUUUAACUUGAUCCACCUUCGCUUCACGACGCGACUUUGGCGGGUUAGAGCGCGUCACGAACAUGACGCCCGCCUCCCGAAUUUGAUAUCACGUCCCGGCCAACGAGCUCAAACAUUAAACCUCCCCACUAGUAUUUCCUACGCAUCAUUGAAAUACCCACUGCCAAACUUCACCUCUUGACCUUUUACUUCUUUCUUCUCGGCCGUCGCUGCCUUGUCUCUACUUACAUGAUAUAAACCCACCAUAUACGACGACGACAUAAUUCACGAUUGAUUCUUUAACCGCCAUCUCUGACCUCCCCCCUCAGGGGACUAACCGCCAUGGCUUCACAAAUGCCCAAUCCUAUUCAAGGCGGCUGGAAUCACAACGGUCAGACGAUGCAACAGAGCGUGGAAACAAAUGAAGCAGGCGUCCAAGUGAGGCCUAUGGGUCUCAAGGUGCAUUAUACAUUUGACAAGGAAGCCAAAGUCAAUUGCCUUGCUCGUUCAACGCAAACCCUCUUCGUUCAAACGAUUCCUCUCGAUGAACAGAACUCUAUUGGCAUUGUCGACUUGCGAGCGUGCCUACAGGCAAUCACCGAAUGCAGCCCAGAACUCGGAAAUCAAGAUAGUGAGGGCGACUACACCAUUUACGCACUCGAUUAUUCAGAACCAGACACCCCGUUGGUUGGACAAGGCAUGCUAUCAUGGGCACUCGAUUCCAUGCGUGGUGGUGAAUGGCUGUCUCAGUCGCCCAAAAUGGUAACUGGACGUGUCACCAAAAACUUGCUUGCCGUCUUCGGAGGAGGAAACCGCGAGACACUCGAAGUCAAGCUCAAGUUCACAGUCGGUUCUAGGCUUCAAAGACGAGAACCAAAUGUUGACGUCCCACCCGUUGAGAUGCCACCUCACCCUAUGCAACCCACGCCUUUACGACCCGCUCCACUGCAGCCUGCCUCUCUGCCACCCUCUCGCUCUGCUGAAAUGGCCGUGGCUUCUGGUGCCGCAGAAUGGAGCUCUUUCAUCCAGGCCAACCCUCAUAUCGGACACACAGCACAUGUGUCUCGAGUGGCAUCACCUGCGCUUUCUCAAGGCGCACCACCUCCUGUCACAAUUGAACGACGAGAUUCGAUAGAUCCCGCGAUUAGUCAAGCCAACUCAGGAUCGGAUGUUCAACGCAUAGCACCCAUGCCCGUCCCUCCGUCAACGACCGCCGCUUCUACGUCAAGACCCUCUAGCAGAAGCUCUCGCAAUAGAAAGCCGCCGACAGGGCGGCCUCGCGGUAGGCCGCGAAAGAAGCCUGCCGAAGGAAACACAUCAGGGUACGAAGACGGCACCGAGGGCGAGGAUGGCGGCUCAGUGCCAGUCAAGAAAAGAGCCAAGCCCAUGAAGGUCGAAAAGGCUACUCCUAACCCAUUCACUUCGGGUCCGGAAUCUCUACGUGUCACUGCUAGUACCGCUGGUUCUCUUCGAAAUUUCCGUCCUGUUAACGCAAACAAUGAGGCGGUCGCUGGGAAUCAUCUACAGGAAGUUCCCCGGGCUCCUACUCCCGUUCCCGAGGGAGGGCCCCUGAACGGCCCUGCCCAGGGUGGCCCCAAAGGCGUCAAGCCUCGGAGGGAAUCCUCGAUGCGCAAGGAGCUGGGUGCUACUCUGAGCAGUCAAAUACCCCCGAGACCCCUUCGUGCCUUGUCCCCGAGUCAAGAGGAUGGCCGUUCUCCAGAAUCGCCUGUCGAAACUCCUGCCUUUUCAGAGGAUAGCCCGCAGGACAUACGGUCUUCUCCCCCUAUGCCACGAACAGCAUCCUUCAUGCGGUCAAGUCCCCCUCCUUCCAGUCCUGUUUUGCCACCAAUGCCCUCCCUACCACGGCAAAUAUCGAGCUUUGCGGAGAAUGAAACAGAUGACUUACUGGAUGAGCCUGUCUUACCAACAGCCAAAGAGGGUCAGACUUAUAGCCAGCCUAAGACACAAAAAGUGAUGGAAGACGUGGAUAAUACCGGAAUUCCAACUCAAGUGUUCAGAAUCGAAGACGGGCCAGAAGGUCAAGGGCUCGUUCAUAUCCAGAACUUCAACACCCCUUACCCAACCUCAACUCCUGCUGGGCCCCCUCCAUCAGAACCCGUUACCGCGAAGAAAGUUGCCAUACCUAGAUUAGUUCGAAAUUCCUCUCAGAAACGACCUGCAGGCUCAAAACAACAACCACGAAGCUAUGCACCGACACCUCCUCCCACCACAGAUGCUGCAGAAAAGGAUAGCCCAGUCCCUACCACUGCAUCCUCGCUACCCGAUUCUACUCAAAUGCAGGGCAACCAAGCUAUGGAGGCAAUGGAAGAAGAUGCCCUCUUUGAAUUAGUGCGCGCAGUCUCUAGUUCUUCUGAGCCUAAUACUUCAAUUUCAACUAACCAAUCUACUGAAGGAUCUUUACCUACUUCAAAAUCAAGUUCUCGCGUCAUCGCACCAAAGCCCCGGCCCUCGCGACCACUCGGCAGAUCACAGUCCGCAGGGAUUCUAGCUUUGCCAUCUGUACCGGCAAGCGAGCCUGCCGGGCCAUCUUCUCUAUCACAGUCUGUCCUUGCGGAACCGCCUCGCGCUUCCACAGAUACCACAACUUGUCUUCGCCGUUCCAAAUCGGUCAGCGUUCCCAAACCGAUUGCUACCAGUGACCCUUUGGGACCGCCUGAGACAUAUUUGAUCACAAACACUCUACCUACCCUGUCAGAGGCAAUCUUUCCGCAGAGCGGUUUCCCUCCUAUGCCCUCGUCCCCGCCCUGUAAAUCCAACAAGAACCAAAUCAAGAAGGAUUCCAUUAAACAGAGGCUAGAAUCUGCAAUCGCAGCUGGCGAGAUGCCUCCGUUCUGCACUAACUGCGGUGCCAUUGAGACCCCGACCUGGCGCAAGAUUUGGGUUCAGGAACAUGACGGCGUACCAGAGAACGUGGAGUACUCAGAGAAGCCUGGCCGGGUUACUGCCAUUGAGAUUCUGAAACGGGAUAAGGACAAGAACCCCCUGUCCCAUCGCCUUAUCAAGAAAGCCCUUGGUUUUGAUGAUGAUCGAAGUGACUGGUCAGAGAAACUACUCUGUAAUCCUUGCGGUAUAUGGAUGUCUAAAUAUCACAACCACCGUCCACAGGACAAGUGGGAUAAUGGGCUUUUAGGCCAGAGUCGAAAGAAGCGGGGAUCCGCGGGCCCUGAGUCACAGGCAAAACGUGCCCGUACUAAGAGUUCUUCGGCGCCCCAUCCUCCUUCAGAAGCGUUCCCAGUCACAGACUCCAUUGGACCAGUCGAGCGUUCAUCCCCUAAGCAGCCUGAUGUUGUCUCUAUGGGAUCACGAGUUGAUGAAGAUGCAGCCAUGCAAAAUGUCUUUCAUUUACUGGCGGCUGAUGGGCGUCAUACUAAGAACAUGAGCCAGUCAGUACCAGGCUCUUCCCAUUCCCGGGCUUCCAGAGGUACCGGGACUGCUGACAGUCCCAUUGAGAUGGACCUUGAUGAUGAAUUGGGAAGCACUCGACGCCUGCUUUUCCCUUCACCCCGUAAGGAGGGUACACCGAAGACCUUGGGAGAGAUCGAUGCCAACGUGACUAAGACAGCAGAUUGUCGGCAAAACAAGGAAAUCUGCGGAAAGGAGAAUGCAGUUUGCGAUGCUCAGAACGAAGAUCUCAUCAUGGAUGAUGACAUAGAGGCGUUGUUUAACAGCCCAGUUCGUCCUUCCACGCCGCCGCCCAAAUCCAAGGCCGAUGCUGACUCGGCUCUCUUCAAAACCCCGACACGCCCAACACCCAGUCAUCGACCUAUCACACGCAGUGUCUCACGGUCUCUUCGAUCAGUAAGAGAUUUAUUGUCUCCCAGCCAACAGGCGCUUCUACAAAGAACGCCGACCAGAAGUCCUGCGAGCGUUAGGCGCAGCCCACGACUAAAUCUAGAGAGCAAGCUGGAAAGCGUUCUCGAUACCCCCCUGAGCCGAACUAUAACGCAGUUGCUCUCUGAGCCAAACUUUGACUUAGCGAGUAGCAAUUUGGAUUUUUCCACGCUACCAUUGCUAGAUACAGAUCCUGUCAGUCUAGGUGACUUUGGCAGUUUUCUCAGCACCGACGGCAUUGCGCCCAGUUCUUCCCCCAAAGAUGUUCAUGUGAACUUCGCCUACGGCGGUUCAGAUAAUGUCUGGGCUGAAUGGGGCGGUAUUGAACACAAAAGUACUGUCCAGGAGAAGGAGAAGUAAAGAAUGGUUAUAGACGUUUUUUUUGCUUCGAAUGCUUGUUUUUCGAGUUCUUUUUUACAGCACUGUUGAUCAACAGGUCCAUGAAGAGCAUGACGGUACGAAUAGUUGAUUUUUCUGGGACAGGCUUAUGCCAAGUAGACGGCGUUUGGACAACUACACGAAAGUAACGGCGCUUACUUAUUCACAAGCGGAUACGAUACCUUGAUAGUGGCUGAGAAAUGCCUGUUUUAGAAGCAAAUUGCAGCAUAAGAAAGCAAUGACUGAUUAAUUAAGUAUAAUUUUGAUAAAUCCCGGUAUAUCUGCAUAGACUGUCUAUAUCCUAUUCUUAGUUAGUCGUUCUAAUCAUGAUAAGGC
Fusarium odoratissimum NRRL 54006 is the source of this 5184-nucleotide messenger RNA. RefSeq lists its product as uncharacterized. Gene Ontology annotation, molecular function: zinc ion binding. Bases 961 to 4830 code for a protein of 1289 amino acids. The transcript has 2 exons. Lineage: Eukaryota; Fungi; Ascomycota; Sordariomycetes; Hypocreales; Nectriaceae. Gene Ontology annotation, biological process: silent mating-type cassette heterochromatin formation; regulation of transcription by RNA polymerase II; rDNA heterochromatin formation. The record is from RefSeq and is a predicted model, not a curated record.